AUGGAGGUAACAUUUAUCAAAUUCAAUGAAUCUCGACAUGGGGUCAAUCUUAAUGAUACAAUUUAUGAUUGUAAUAUCGAGUAUUUUGGUAUGCUAUUAGCACUAAUACUUACAGGUGUUUUUACAAUUAUUCUUAUGAUCUAUUACGCCAUGGUCAUAAUCGCUUAUUCAAAAAGACGUGAAAUUAAAGAAGAGGAAAACGAAAUUUCAUCUGAAGUUAUUGAAACUCCUGGUUCAAUGGAUUGA
Dentiscutata heterogama is the source of this 246-nucleotide messenger RNA. Lineage: Eukaryota; Fungi; Glomeromycota; Glomeromycetes; Diversisporales; Gigasporaceae. The record is from the annotation of a GenBank genome assembly.